AUUCUCAUUUCAUUUCUGAAGAGAAAAACAGAAUUCUCAGUUUGUUUGAGGAGAGAGAAAAAUUGAGGUGAGAAUCACACAAACAGCGUACGGCUAUGGAGACUGCUAUCAUUGGCAGAUUAGCUCUCUCACCCAACCAUGUUCUUAACCCUAUAUCAGGGGAUAAACAUUAUUUUUGUAAAGGAUUUUGCAACCACCGUGGCUUCCUUAUGACUGUGUCAGCUACUGGAUCAUCUAAGGGAGGAGUAAUAGACAGACCUGUAAUUGAGAAAACCACCCCUGGACGUGAAUCUGAGUUUGAUCUAAGGAAAACAAGGAAAAUAGCUCCUCCAUAUCGUGUAAUGCUGCACAAUGACAACUUUAACAAAAGGGAAUAUGUUGUGCAAGUUCUAAUGAAAGUUAUACCCGGAAUGACAGUGGACAUCGCAGUAAACAUAAUGCAAGAGGCACACAUCAAUGGCUUGUCAGUGGUGAUAAUAUGUGCUCAGGCUGAUGCUGAAGACCAUUGUAUGCAGUUGAGAGGCAAUGGGCUGCUGAGCUCUAUUGAACCUGCAGGUAGUGGAUGCUGAAUUCCGAAAGUAAGAGAAACAGAAACAGAGAGAAGUGAGAGAGGCCUUGUGGUUGUGGGAAGGCCAACAUAGUUGUUUAAUGUUCAUAAAAUUACAUCUACAUGUGUAUAUAUAUGGUAGCCAUUUACCCAUGUGAACCUUGGUUUUUGUUGUGCUCAAAUUUAGACGAGGUAAUCAUAAUACAUAAUGAUACUUUUACAAA
Molecule: messenger RNA, 771 nt
Organism: Spinacia oleracea (spinach)
Lineage: Eukaryota; Viridiplantae; Streptophyta; Magnoliopsida; Caryophyllales; Amaranthaceae
Product: ATP-dependent Clp protease adapter protein CLPS1, chloroplastic
Exons: 3
Coding region: 96-569 (157 amino acids)
Biological process (GO): proteolysis; protein catabolic process
Source: RefSeq, a predicted model, not a curated record